This is a messenger RNA of Prorocentrum cordatum, 354 nucleotides long. NCBI's taxonomy places the organism in Eukaryota, Dinophyceae, Prorocentrales, Prorocentraceae. The record is from the annotation of a GenBank genome assembly.
AUGGCUACCAGAGGGCGCUCGCGCGUGCCCGCGCGCUGCCUGGCAGCUGGCGCUGCGCUCUUCGCCCUCCGAGCGUGCCAGGCGUUCUUGCCGUCUUCCUCGGGCGGCCGCCUGAUCGUACCGACCCGCGCGCUGGCGGCGCCGAUGGCUGCGGCAGCCGCGCCCAUGGCUGCGAUCGCCGAGCAGUCUGCGGAUGCGGAUGCCACCGACGGGAACGCCGCGUCCGUGGCGCUGGCGAUUGGCUUCACGUUUGCCAUCAUCGCAGUCCCAGGCCUCUUCGCCUGGCUCUCCACAUCGUCGAGCACCGGCAAGAUCAAUCCCCCAGAGCUCAAGACGCCGGAGGACUACAGGUGA